This is a messenger RNA of Aspergillus pseudonomiae, 525 nucleotides long. Its product is annotated as putative dUTPase. NCBI's taxonomy places the organism in Eukaryota, Fungi, Ascomycota, Eurotiomycetes, Eurotiales, Aspergillaceae. The record is from RefSeq and is a predicted model, not a curated record. The transcript has a single exon. The coding region runs from base 1 to 525 and encodes 174 amino acids.
AUGAUUCUCAGUGGACUCGAAGUCGUCACUCGCCAAUUAGUGCGUAACUUACGCCACCUCCCCCAGCAGCAACAGCCAUGCGGUGUCGACCUCACUCUACGUCAAGUUUGCGAAUGGACCUCCGCGGCUUGCAUUGACUUCGAUAAUACCAAGCGUCAAGCGGCCAAGACUUCCAACCUGCCUUUCGACAACACCAGCCACGCAAUCACACUACAGCCAGGCGCCUACUUGGUCGAUUUCAACGAAACCGUUCAAAUCCCGCGAAAUUGCAUGGGAAGCGUCUUCCCUAGAUCAUCGCUCUGGCGGUCCGGUGUCGGAAUUGUUGCUGGUGUGGUCGAUGCUGGAUAUGAAGGUGCGAUGGGAGCUUUGCUAGAAGUGAAAAAUCCCCACGGUGUCGUUCUAUACCGAAAUGCCAAGCUCGCACAGAUUGUAUUCCACGAAUUGGGGGAAACGGUCGAGGGAUACAACGGUAUCUACCAAUCCUCAACAAGUUCUGUUGGACGCGAUGGCACGGAGAGGACUUAG